Messenger RNA from Manis javanica (Malayan pangolin), 4083 nucleotides. The record is from RefSeq and is a predicted model, not a curated record. NCBI's taxonomy places the organism in Eukaryota, Metazoa, Chordata, Mammalia, Pholidota, Manidae.
CAGGAGCGCGCGGGGCGGGGCCAACGGCCGAGCAGCGGGUCGGCGCGUCCGCGGCCGCUAGCUCUGCCAGCGGCGUGAGCGUGCGUUUUCACUGCUUUCUCGGUGUCGUAGUUCGCGGCUGCUGUUUGGGUGCGGGACCGGCCGGGCGGUUGCCGUCCUCCUGUACCUCGCGGGCUUUCCGCGGGGAGCUGCUGCUGCUCGGGAUUCCUUCCCGCUCCCCGUCAGCGCUCCAGCCCGCGCCUGGCCCGGGGCUCGCGGGGUGUUUUCUCGGCCUGACGCUGUCUGACUCGUGGAAUUGGUGAAUACAGACCGGCGAGGGUGGGUGUCACAAGCAGAUGGUUGCAGUGCUCCCUUCACGUUCUUGCCUCUGGUGUCCUUCAGUAGCUCCUGGGAGCUGUCCAGCAGCCUUAGCCCUGGGUUUGCAAGGCUUGGUGCAGAGAUGGUGUCAGUGUCAUUCAAGGAUGUGACUGUAGCGUUCAGCAGAGAGGAGUGGCAACAAUUGGACUGUGCUCAGAAAAGCCUCUACAGGGAUGUAAUGGUGGAAAACUAUUUUAACUUGAUCUCAGUGGGUUGUCAAGUUCCCAAACCAGAAGUCAUUUUCAAUGUGGAGAAAGGAGAAGACCCAUGCAUGUUGGUUGGUGAAAUAUCAAGGCCAAGCUGGCUAGAUGGCGAUAUUCAUUUUGAAACUUCACAAAAAGGAAUGUCUAAAGAAGUUAAAAUCCAGUUUGAGAAAAUUAAUCUCUUCCCAAGAGAUAACCCAUAUUCCAUUUUAGAAGUAUUGUGGCAAGAUGAUGAACAGACAAGGAGAUAUGAGGAAAACCAGAAUAAAAACUUAAGUCAUGUUUCCUUCAACAACAGGGAAACACCAGCUGAGAAGUGUGAAUAUAAGGAUAUUGGGAAAAUAGUUCAUGUAAAUGCACACCUUAUUCCUUCAAGAAAAAGACUCCAUAACUAUGAUUCAUUUGGAAAAAGUUUGAAGCCAACUGUAAACUUAUGUACAUAUAAUACAAACAAAACAACACAAAAUCUUGAUAAGAUCAUUGGAUAUGGAAAUAUUUUCACUCAUAUGAAUUUUUAUACAGAAAUGAAUGCUUGUGAAUGUGAUCAGUGUAAGAAACUUCUUAAUCAUACACAAGCUCUCAUUCAAGAUGAGAAACUUCAUGCUGAGAAGCACCUCUAUUUAUUUUCUGACUGUGUAAAAUUUUUCACCAAGAAGUCACACCUCUUUGCACAUGAGAGUAUUUAUACUGAAGAGAAACAGCAUCAUGAGUGCAACAAAUGUGAUAUAGUCUUCACUCAGAAAUCUCAAUUUGCUGUACAUCAGAAAGUUUAUACAGGAGAGAAACCCUAUAUAUGCACUGAAUAUAGGAAGGACUUUUCUCUCAAGUCAAACAAUGAAAAAACUCAUACUGUGGAGAAUCACUCUAAAUGCAAUGAAUAUGGAAAAGCCUUUAACCAGAAGUCAGAUCUGCUCAGAUACCAGGAAAUUCAUACAAAAGAAAAAUCCUAUGACUACAGUAAAUGUGGGGAAAAUAUCUUUCAGAAUGCAAACCUCAGUAUAUGUAAAAAAAUUCAUACUGGAGAGAAACACUUUAAAUGUAUUGAAUGUGGAAAAGCCUUUACAAGAAAGUCAACACUAAGUAUGCAUCAUAAAAUUCAUACAGGAGAAAAACCCUAUGAAUGUUCUGAGUGUGGGAAAGCCUUUAUCCGGAAGUCACAUUUUAUUACACAUGAGAGAAUUCAUACUGGAGAGAAACCUUAUGAGUGCAGUGACUGUGGGAAGUCUUUUAUAAAGAAGUCACAACUCCAUGUGCAUCAGCGAGUUCACACAGGAGAGAAUCCCUUUAUAUGUUCAGAAUGUGGGAAGGUCUUCACUCAUAAGACGAAUCUCAUUAUACACCAGAAAAUUCAUACUGGAGAGAGACCCUAUAUAUGUACUGAAUGUGGGAAGGCCUUUACUGACAGGUCAAAUCUUAUUAAACACCAAAAAAUUCAUACUGGGGAAAAACCCUAUAAAUGCAGUGACUGUGGAAAAUCAUUCACCUGGAAGUCACGGCUCAGGAUACAUCAGAAAUGUCAUACUGGAGAGAGACAUUAUGAGUGCAGUGAGUGUGGGAAAGCCUUCAUCCAGAAGUCCACACUAAGUAUGCACCAGAGAAUUCACAGAGGAGAAAAACCCUAUGUUUGUACUGAAUGUGGGAAGGCCUUCUUUCACAGGUCACAUUUCAUUACACAUGAGAGAAUUCAUACUGGAGAGAAACCCUAUGAAUGCAGUGACUGUGGCAAAUCCUUCACUAAGAAAUCACAGCUGCAUGUGCACCAACAAAUUCACACAGGAGAAAAACCCUACAGAUGUGCUGAGUGUGGGAAGGCUUUCACUGACAGAUCCAAUCUCUUUACACACCAGAAAAUUCAUACUGGGGAGAAACCCUAUAAAUGCAGUGACUGUGGAAAAGCCUUCACUCGGAAGUCAGGCCUCCAUAUACAUCAGCAGUCUCAUACUGGAGAAAGACAUUAUGAGUGCAGUGAAUGUGGGAAAGCCUUUGCUAGAAAAUCGACUCUUAUUAUGCAUCAGAGAAUUCAUACAGGAGAGAAACCCUACCUUUGUACUGAAUGUGGGAAGUCCUUCAUCCAGAAGUCACACUUAAAUCGACAUCGAAGAAUUCAUACUGGAGAGAAACCCUAUGAAUGCAGUGACUGUGGGAAGGCCUUCAUUAAGAAAUCACAACUCCAUGAGCAUCAUCGAAUUCACACUGGAGAGAAGCCAUAUAUAUGUGCUGAAUGUGGGAAGGCCUUCACCAUCAGAUCCAAUCUUAUUAAACACCAGAAAAUUCAUACUAAACAGAAACCCUAUACAUGCAGUGACUUUAGAAGAGCCUUAGGCUGGGAACCACAACUCAGUAUACAUCAGAAGUCUGAAUCCGGGGAAGUAGAGUGCCCAAUACCACAAUCAUGGGGUGAGGAUACAAAGUUGUGAGGCUACCACAUGACUAAGAAGCAGGAGGUAACCAAAGACACCUUUCCUCUAUCUAGUCAGAAGUGCAAGUAUCUGGGUCACAUAGCUGAUUGCCAGUUACAAAUAUGGGGAGACACUUUGGAGAAAGUGUUGGAGCAAUGUAUAAUGGUCAUGCCUAGUUACUGGACAGAUACUAGGACUGUCAAGCCCCCGCAAAUGCAAGGAAUGACUUGGUAGUCUGUCUUGUCUCAUGUUUUGGAUAAGCAGCUUUAUAAAUUUAGGGCUGUUGAGUUUUUCAUGCCCUGGGUAGGAAAAAUAGUAUUGACCAAAGGAAUUUCUUAAUAGAGUGCUAAGUGUCAUUGUCUAAUUAUCCUAAAGACACUGAUAUCAAGGCAAAAGUGUAGAAUGCUCAGGUCUAUAAUGUAGAGAAGCCAGAAAUUUUUGUGAAAAUUGACAUUAAAAGACCAAAAGAAAGGACUCUCCUUUUUUUCCUUUGGGAAGUCACUAUUUAUUUAUAGUACCUACUAGAAUGUGGACUUUGGAUAAAAAAUUUUUAAUUUACAAUUUGACUUUGAGAUUAUCAAAUUAAAACCCCAGGCUUACUGAAUAUUCACAGUCAUCUUUAGGAAACCAGUGUUACCUCGUUUAUUAAUUCCUUGCCCCAUGGCAAGAGGUAACUUUGACUCGAGAUAUAAAGUGCUCCCAGCCUGUAUCCCAAAAGUGAUGAAUGAUGUAAGCAGUAGCCCCAUAAAUUACUUUUCACCUUAGAACUGGCCUGAGAUCAUGGAACACAGGUUACAGAUCUGGAUAUCAGCAUUUUGAAUUCCUAGCCUUGUCCAUGGAAACCUAUACUAGUCACUGAUUUUUGGAAAAGAAACAAAACAUGGCUUUCAAAAUCUAAAAUUUUUUCUUUCCAAUUUUGUUAAUACAUUCUCUAUGUAUUCAUUACACAUUAGGUUACUAUAGGAGACAAGUGUCUUGCAUUUGAGCUUGGUUUUUGAGAAGAAAUAGUUACACAUUUGGAAGAAUACUCCUAUCCCCUCCCAAUCUCUACAAAUUAAUCUUAAUUUGUGUUUUCAAAUCCUCUAUAUUGUAGACUUUUUUGUCCUUUAUCUGAUAUACUAAAA